Fundulus heteroclitus (mummichog) is the source of this 3057-nucleotide messenger RNA. It is a transcript of the gene otop1, whose product is annotated as otopetrin 1. NCBI's taxonomy places the organism in Eukaryota, Metazoa, Chordata, Actinopteri, Cyprinodontiformes, Fundulidae. Bases 232 to 1986 code for a protein of 584 amino acids. The transcript is spliced from 6 exons. The record is from RefSeq and is a predicted model, not a curated record. Gene Ontology annotation, cellular component: membrane. Gene Ontology annotation, molecular function: proton channel activity. Gene Ontology annotation, biological process: inner ear morphogenesis; proton transmembrane transport.
GGUGACACUGGCAUCUAUCAAGUCCAUCCUCGUCGGGGCUGGACACUGGAGCUUGUGCGUAACUACUGGGCCGGACCUCGAAGAUCGAGUUCAUGCUUGGCACUCUUUGAAUCCGUCGGAGUCAGUCAGCGCCCUGCGGAGACCCACCUGGCCUCCCUCCGAUGCACUUAUAGCGCACCCAACUUUUGCACAUUAAACUCGCCAACAGUGGAGCCAGGCGGCCUGAACAUCAUGUCAUUGAACAAGUACUGCCAAAGCUCCUCUUCCUCCUCUUCCUCUAGCUCCAUACAGGACAAGAAGGUAUUCGCCAAGCUAAAGCUCAGCCUGUCCGGGGACUACCCGAGGAAGAACGCGGAGCUGCUCAGCGCUCAGUAUGGGAUCAACCUGCUGCUGGUCGGGGUGGCGCUGAUGCUGGCCAUUGCGCACCACGGAGACCCCUCCGUCGAGGAGAAGGACCUGCUGUCCUUCACCACGGCGCUCAUGAUACUGCAGCUGAUCUGGAUGAUGUGGUACAUCCUGGUGCGGCACAGCCAGAGGAACACGCGAACCGAGAGGGACGUCAAUGCCACUACCUGCUGGAUACGAGGUGGCGUAACUCUUCUCGCUGUGCUUUCAUUGAUCAUGGAUGCCUUGAAGAUCGGAUACUUUGUCGGAUAUCGGUCCUGCCUGUCAGCUGUGCUCGCCGUAUAUCCUGUCAUCCAUGCAACUCACACCAUAGCACAGGUACAUUUCAUUUGGUUCCACAUCAAGGAUGUGAUCAAGAGCUUUGAGACAUUUGAAAGGUUCGGUGUCAUUCACGCAGUCUUCACCAACCUCCUGCUGUGGUGUAACAGCGUGAUGUCAGAGACCGAGCACUUCAUGGAAAAUCACUUCAGAAGAGGCUCCACCCUGGAAUUAGAAAAUUUCACCCAAGGAGAGCCAGAGUCGCCUUGCAACUGCACAACCAGCACAUGCUCCGUGUUCUCCCAAAGCUUCACGUAUCUCUUCCCGUUCAACAUCGAGUACCACAUCUUUGUCUCCGCGCUGCUUUUCGUCAUGUGGAAGAACAUCGGACGCACCAUUGAUGUGUCCAACAAAAAAAGCCUGGUCACCAAGACGCGGGGAUUGAGCCUGGGCCCCAUCCUUGGUCUCCUCGCAUUGGGCGGCACCAUUGGCGUGCUGGUGCUCUACAUUACACGUUUAGAGGGCUCCGUGGACGUACGCCAGUCAGCCAUUUCUAUGUUCUACAUUUAUGGCAUCGUCAUGCUGGCGGCCAUGUGUUCUGCCGGCGCUAUAGGUUUGCUCAUAUACCGAGCCGACCACAUGCCGCUUGACGCAUCAAAGAACCCUUCGAGAAAGCUGGACACAGAGCUGCUGUUUGGGUCCUCUCUGAGUUCCUGGUUCAUGUCCUGGUGCAGCAUUGUGUCAGUAUUUAGCAGCCACGACGACCCUCCUCACCGCUGGACGAACCUGAUCUACUCCCUCUUAAUUGUUCUGGAGAAGUACAUCCAGAACCUCUUCAUUAUCGAGUCCCUGUAUCGCCAGCAGGAGAGCGUAGAGAGGGCGGACCCAGAGUUGCCCGCUGCUCCAGAAGUGUUCUCAGUGACUUCGUCUCUGCCCCCCUUUAACGGGAUCAUCAACCAGGCAUAUGAGUCUCCAGGCGGGGGCUGCAGUUCCAUGGAGAACGAGCAGGAGGAGAACGGACAGGUGUACGGAUGUCAGCGGAAGCAGUCGGAUGUGCCGCUGCCUGUGCACACUGAGGCUGUGGAACCCCACAAUAUGAAGAGGCUGGUCCUGAAGAACCUUUCUAUUAUGCUGUUAUUGUGCAAUAUUUCGCUGUGGAUCCUUCCCGCCUUUGGCUGCAGGCCACAGUACGACAACGGGUUGGAAGAAGAGACGUUCGGCUUCACCACAUGGACCACAAUUCUCAAUUUUGCCAUUCCUCUGAACCUUUUCUACCGCAUGCACUCUGUGGCUUCCCUGUUCGAGGUGUUCCGCCGAGUCUGACCGAAGAGUUGGUGAAUGGUGCUGACAAGAUGCAAAGGAACCCAUGACAGCACAAACUCCCGCGGUUGCAUCACAGCACAGGUCAACUGUUCAGGAGGCCAUCAGGGUCACAUCUGCGGCAGACCUGAAGGAAAACCACUGAGACAAACUAAACUUUGGAGAGACGAACCAUAUAGCCUGUGCUCCUUGAAAAAUAACAGAAAGCUUCUUUAUACAUGUUUAUGGGGAGAACAUAGACACUUUGUUAAUUUUAGAGGGACCAUUUUGUACUUUGUAUCAGGUUCUCCUGACUGUUUUAACUGGGGUAUCAUUUUGAAUGUAGAACUGAAUGAUUCACCUGAAAUGCACAUUAUAUAUUCUCAUAAUCGUGACUAAAUAUACCUUAUUGACUGAAUCACAAUACCUAAAAGUUAACAGUGUAGCCACUGUUUAUAAUGUACGUGGAAAAAGUUCUCACUUAUCCAUCCUUAAAGUUUUUAUAUAGCAGAAAAGAAUGCAUAGUAGAACUGCAAGUCCUUAAUUACAAUCUCAUCACUAUAUUUUUAUAUUUUGUUGUUAGUUGUACUUUAGUUCUCAGUAGUAGCUCUUUUGUCUCUUAGCCAAUGAUCAGAGCCAUUGUCCGCUCUGAUCGUUUGAGCGGAUGGAAAGACAUAUUUUUAAAAAGUUUCCCAUUGUGACCCAGAUAACAUUUAUAAUGUUAUCUUGCAUCAGGUCGGGCACUUCUUUAAUUUCAUACUAGAGAAUAAUAUUGUUACUGCCAUAAUGAAUCACCAGAGAUGGAGGGUUACCCUUGAUGGAAAUGCAAUAAAAACAAUCACAGCCUUGGACAAAAAAAUUGCACUAAAGACAUGUUUUUAAUGAAAUUUGCCGAAAGUUUUAUUCAGGUGUCCAGUUAUGUUCUCAACCUGGUGCUAUCCUCUCUCUGGGUUCUCUAUGUGCCAAGUUGUGGGAAACAAUCUUUUUUGGGGGUAUCUACUGCUACUCUAAUCAAAAAUCUUUGAUCUACUGUGAUAUAAUUUUGUGCAUAUUUGAUUAAAUUGUGCUUACAAAAAAAUUACGUGUACAAAUAUU